Messenger RNA from Maudiozyma barnettii, 522 nucleotides. RefSeq names its product Spp2p (gene SPP2). Lineage: Eukaryota; Fungi; Ascomycota; Saccharomycetes; Saccharomycetales; Saccharomycetaceae. Gene Ontology annotation, biological process: mRNA splicing, via spliceosome. The transcript has a single exon. The coding region runs from base 1 to 522 and encodes 173 amino acids. Gene Ontology annotation, cellular component: spliceosomal complex. The record is from RefSeq and is a predicted model, not a curated record.
AUGUCAGUCUCUUUUAAUUUUGAUUUGAAAAAGAAGAAAUCUUCUAAUAAGAGCAAGGGAAAGAAGAAACGAGACUAUGGUAAUAUAUUUGGAGAUAUUACACUGGUAGGUUCAUCUGUAAGUAAUGACAUAAAUGCCUCUCAGGUUAAUAAGAAAAGGCGAAAGAUUAAGAUAACAGAAGUUUCACAGCAUGAUUUAUCAAACGAACGACCCAAAGAGGAUGACCUAGUCAUUGUAUUAGGUGAGGACCAUGAUGGAAAGGAUAUACAAACUGUCACAACUUUAAAUGAUUACAAAUCUGUUCCUGUUGAGCAAUUUGGUAGUGCAAUAUUACGAGGGAUGGGAUGGAAUGGUAAAUCCGAGAAUGAUACAAAUAAUAAAUCCGAAGAUAUUUUAAAGUCUGCACAUGUGGAGGGCCUAGGUAUUGGUGCUAAAGGUGAUACUCAGAUUACUGACACACAGUCGUUCAUGCCACUCAUUAAAUUAGACAAGAAAGAUGGUAAAAAAAAAUCAUUUGCGUAA